AUGCUGCCUCCAGUCCCUUCGCCUUUAGACUACGGCAUCUCCCCUGAAAACGGGUUCCUGUCACCAGAGCCACCUUUAGAGUCCCUGUCAGAUCCCUACUAUGCCAAAUGGGAGGCUAUUGCAGCAAACCUCCAACCAUUAUUACUGAGUAAACGCGUUCGAUCCCUUGUGGACCGUUUACCCAUACUCUCAACAUCAUAUUUGAACACAGAUGCUGAAUGGCGACGCGCAUACGUCGUCCUGGUAUUCAUAUUGCACGGCUAUGUAUGGGGUGGUGACCGACCCAGCGAGCGAGUACCACCACAACUCACCGUGCCCUUAUUUGAAAUAUGUGAACGCCUUGAAGUUCCCCCAGUAGCGACAUACGCAGGCGUAUGCCUCUGGAACUAUAAGCCACUCUUUCCCGACGAACCAGCAGACGACCUUGACAAUCUCGCCUGUUUACAAACAUUCACCGGAUCCCUAGAUGAACAAUGGUUCUACCUUGUCUCCGUAGCCAUCGAAGCUCGGGGCGCCCCCUCAAUCCCACUCAUGCUGGAAGCUAUCACCGCCGCCCGCGCUGGCAAAUCGCGCGUAGUCACCGAAUGUUUGCAGCGUCUCGCCGAAAUGAUAGAUGAGAUUACCUCGCUUCUCCAACGUAUGUACGAUAAUUGCGACCCCUACAUAUUCUACAAUCGCAUUCGACCCUAUCUCGCCGGAAGCAAGAACAUGGCUGAUGCAGGGCUCCCACACGGCCUUCUAUACGAUAAUGGUCAGAACGAGCCUGAGUACCGACAAUAUGGUGGCGGGAGCAAUGCACAGAGCUCUCUUAUUCAGUUUUUCGAUAUCGUGCUUGGUAUUGAGCACCGACCAACUGGUGUUGGGAAAGAUGUGAACACAAACACGAACAAUUCGUCUCAGGAUGCUCCCAAGACGCGACAUGGAUUCAUUCAUGAAAUGCGCGCUUAUAUGCCUGGUCCUCAUAGACGGUUCCUAGAACAUAUCGAUUCAAUCGCUAAUAUUCGUUCUUUCGUGGAGUCUCGACGCGCUGACCCUGCGCUCCGACUUGCCUAUGAUGCCUGUUUGUCUAUGUUACGUUCUAUGCGCGAUAAACAUAUCCAGAUCGUGUCGCGGUAUAUCAUUGUGCAGGCGCGUGGAGCUCGCAAGGAAAUGGAAGCUACUACGACACAGCAGGCUGCCCCUCAGAACCUCGCUACGGCCGUGCCGACUGGUAGCAAGAAGCUUCGGGGUACGGGUGGUACUGCACUGAUCCCGUUUUUGAAGCAGGCUCGUGAUGAAACUGGUGAACCUGCUAUUGAAACUUGGGCUCGACGGCUCCUCAGUAAUGGGCCCGUGGUUGCGGGCUCGGCACCAUUGAGCAAAGUUGGCGAACAUCCAGAUGGUCAUCUGGAGGUUGUUGGUCUAUGUGGUACAUGGACAUCUGAUGAUAGCGAAGGUGGCAUUUGUCACUGGUGA
Molecule: messenger RNA, 1455 nt
Organism: Penicillium angulare
Lineage: Eukaryota; Fungi; Ascomycota; Eurotiomycetes; Eurotiales; Aspergillaceae
Product: indoleamine 2,3-dioxygenase
Exons: 2
Coding region: 1-1455 (484 amino acids)
Biological process (GO): 'de novo' NAD+ biosynthetic process from L-tryptophan
Cellular component (GO): cytoplasm
Molecular function (GO): indoleamine 2,3-dioxygenase activity; metal ion binding; heme binding
Source: RefSeq, a predicted model, not a curated record